UUUAGUUGUUAAUAAAGUAGGAUAAACAACAUAAAUAGUUUUUAAAAUCAGAAAUAUUAUAUGCAAAAAAGUAUUCAAAAAAUAAACUAAGUAGAUUUAGAUACUGCUAAAUUACAAUAAGCUAGUUAAGAAUUAACUUUCUAAAAAAAUUUUGAUGUUUAUGAUGAAAGUCUUUUGCAAUCUAUUGAAAAUAUACAAAAAAAAUAUAAAUCAUCAUAAAAUUUAGAAAAUUUGUAAAAAAAUGAAGACUUUAAAUCUAAAGAUUGGUCUGAAUAAGUUUAGCACAUACUUUUGACAAAAUUGGUUCCUACAUACUUAAGUGAUGUCUCAUAAUAAAUUGUUUAUUCAUUUAAUAAUGAAUUAGAAUUAAAAACUUAAUUUCUGUAAGAAUAAGUUAGCAGUCACUAGCUUAAAUUAGGAGAGAAAUAAAGAGAAAUAGAUCGUCUGAGUUUAGACAUUAAUUUUUUAAGCAAGAAGGAAUAAGAAAGAGAGGUCCUUUACGAAUAAAAAUGGAAUGAUAUUUUAAAUUAAAUCAUAAAGAGAGAAUAAGAAUUUAGUUAAAUCUGUCAAGAAAAAACGAAAUAUUGGAUAGAAAGGAUUAACGAAAUUACUACUUUGUUUCUAGAAGUCAAGAAUUUUGUUAUGGCUAUCAAAAAUUAUAUACCAAGAGAAGUAUAUAUGGGAGAAUUAUUUAGAUUUAAAAAGCUUUUUAGUAUUGAAGAGUUGAUGGAAAAAAGCAUUUACUCAUAAAAUCACUAAGUAAUUUGGGAGCUCUAUCAUGAUUUAGAAACUUAGAUGAGAUCUUUUUAAACAGAAAAAGAAAUUCUGUAGUUAAAUUUGAAUUAAUAUAAGCAAUAGUGUGAGUUACUUGAAAAAAAACUUUAAAGAUAGAAUAUGGAAAUCCUAGAAUAUUAAUAAAAGAUUUUAUAUUUGGAAGAAGAUAAUGCAUUUUAUAUAUAAGAAAUCGAAGAAGUAAAAAGAGAAUCGGAGUAGGUAUCUCAGAAGAUUGAAAAAAACUGCUAGGAAAUAAUCAUUAAAAAAAAUUAAUAAAUAGAAUAGUUUCAUUAAAGGUAUCUUUCAGUUAUAUCGAAUAUUGACUAGAUUAUUACUAGCUAAGACUAAAAAGUAAUAAAUCUUGAAUCAUUUUUAGCAAACUUAAACAAAGAGCAAAUAGCACUCAAAAGAGAAAAUUAAGAACUUAUAAAAGAGCUUUAACAUACAAACGAAUAGAAAUCUAGACAAGCAAAGAUAUAUGAAGACUCUUUAGAGUAUAUGAAACAACAAAAAAAAAAUUUAAUUUAUCAACAUGAAAAUUAGAUUAAAUCUGAAAAGUUGGCUUACGAAGAAAAUAUUAAAGCUAUAAAAGAAUAACUGAAUGAUAAAGCAAAUAAAUAUUAAAGUCUCUACUCUAGUUUGUUAUCAAAAAUAUAGCAGCAAGAACAAGCAUUUACUGAAAAAGAAAGUUAUCUUUCAUACCAGCAAAUAUAAGAAACAACUAGCUUAGACAUGCUCAAGUAGAUUAGCUCUUAAGAAGAAAAAAUAGAGUAGCUCACUGAAUAAAAUAACUUUUACAAAUAAGAAAAUAAUUUAUUGAAGCAGAAAAUAGAAAAUUAUGACAAAGAAAUAAGUUAGCUAGAAAAAAAUAUAUAUAAUUCCCAGUAAAAAUACUAGAAAUGGUUUUAAGAAAAUGAGGAAAAUCAGAUCAAGAUAAAAGGUUUAACUUUAAAAAUAGAGCAGCAAAGAAAAAUUAUAGAUGAAAAAGAAAGUUAAAUAUCUGAAUUCAUAGAUAAACAGAAAAAAUUUGAUAAAGAAUUCUUUUAGUAGAAAAUGAAUUUUGAGUUUGAAGCUAAAUCUAUAAAACAACAGAGCUAAAGAGAAGUAGAUAAAAUGAGGAGAGAAUUAGAUGAUAAGCUUGACUAAUAAAUUCAAAAAUUUAAACAAGAAUUUCAAAAAUAAAACUUAAAUGAAUUGACAGCUAAAAAUUCAAGGGAAUAAAUUAAAAAUAAUAAUAAUAAAUCAAAUUAGUCUUAAACAUAAUUUGAUUAUGAAUAAAAUUAUGAUGUUCGAUUAAUUGUAGCGAAAGCUGUUAAAUAAAGAGAGAGUGAGCUUUAUGAAGAACAUCAUUAAAAUGUAGCUUAGCUUAAAUAAUUUUAUGAAAACUCUUUUAAGCAGUUAUAUGAGGAAUUAGAUAAAUAAUAAAAGGCAAGCGAGUAACAAUAAAAAUAACAUUAUGAAAACUUGUUAUAAGACUCUAAAAAACACCAUUCUAAACUUUAGGAAUCCUUAAUAUCAGAUAAUUCAAAUUCUUAUGAUAUUAUUUUAAAGGAAGAGCUUUAAAAGUCUUCUAUGCUUGAAGGCCAAUGUUUGUUAUAGAAAUAGUUAAAUCUUGAAUUGACGAUAGAUUUAAAAAAAUAAACAUUUUAAGUAGACUAACUAUCUAAAAAAAUUAAAGAACUAGAAGAAGAAUCGUUGAAGCUUAAACAUUAAGUGGAAGAAUAGAAUUUACAAGGUAUAAAAUAAAAAAAAACAGCUGAUUAAAAACUUGCAGAAAUAGAUUAUUUGUAUAAAGUUGAAAAAGAAAAAUAUUUAUCUACAUUAAGAAGAGAAAAAGAUUUAUCUAAGUAAUUGUAAAUUCUUUAGAUAGAAUAUUAAGAGUAAUUAAAUGUGUAGAAUAAUUUAUAAAGCAGUGAGCUUAAAGAAAUUAAAUAAGUUAUAAAAAAUUAAUAUGAAGAUUAGCUAAACAAAAUUUGUAUAGAAUAAUCAGUCUUUGUAAAUAAAAUACAAGAAGAAUUUUCAAAUUUCAAGGAUUUAUCGAACAAAAGAUACAAUACACUUAAGUUAAAAUAUGAGGAUUUACUUUUGAUAACGUAAACUUAACAGUACUUUCCAGUCAAAGAACCAUCAUAAGAAAAACAAUUAGAUGGAUCACCAGUUUUUAAAACUAACAAAAAUACACAUGACCAUAACCUAUUUAAAAACUAAGCUAUUUACAAUGGCUUGAAAAAGAAGAAUAUUACUUCAAGAGCAUACACUAGUUUAAGCUAAAAAAGAGACGAAAAUGUGUAUAAGUUUUAAGACUUCAAUAAAUUUAGUCAAAGUAUUGAUUUUAAUCAAAGCCAAUAUAAAGAUAGCAAGAUUUUAAACUAAACACACUCUGAUUUGCAAUCUUUUAAUAAAUCAUAAGCAAAUUAUUUUAAUUAACAGCCUUUAUAGAAUGAUAUAUCAAGAGUUAAAUAGACUAUAAAUGAUGAUAAUAAUUUUGAAGGAACUUUUUAUUUAAAAAAGUACCCUUUCACGAAAGUAAACUCUUAUUUAAAAAAUGCAGCUACAAUUGAUACAAAAAGAGAUUUAAAUAAAACUUUUAGUUUAUUAAGAACUUCUGAAAGUAGAAUAUCCAAAGAAAGAGGAUAAGCUAAUAAGAAUUAUUCUUUUACACCUAAUAAGCUAAACCAGUCAUUAGACUUAGAUCAGCUUGAUGACUAUUAAAAAAAAGUUGAUAAUAAUAAAAAAGUGUAUAUGAAUAGAAAAUAUAAUAUUUUUGCAAGUGAUAGUAAGCAAAUUGAAUAAAGUGAUAUCAUGUAACCUUCUCUCGAAAUAGUAAGCAUCAAUUUAAAUUAGCCUUAGCCUUGUCCAAAUAAAACUGGCUACGGAUAAACUUUUACUGAAUAAAUAAAUUUUAAGCAUAAUUAGCUUUACUCAACUUUAAAGCACUUUAAAAAUAACACUGUAAAGAUUGAAAGAUAAUAAAUAAAGCUUUCUAAUUUACCUUUAGGAAGUAAUAAUUGA
Messenger RNA from Tetrahymena thermophila SB210, 3786 nucleotides. RefSeq lists its product as hypothetical. The transcript has 5 exons. NCBI's taxonomy places the organism in Eukaryota, Ciliophora, Oligohymenophorea, Hymenostomatida, Tetrahymenidae. The record is from RefSeq and is a predicted model, not a curated record.